AACUGUCAUGAAUUAAAAAUAAAUAAUAACCUAAAUUUAUGAAAAAAUACAAUUCCGCGUAUAAUAGUCGAGUUAAUUUUAUAAUUAAAUAAAUCUUACAUACCGUAUAACACUAAUAAAUUGAUAACUCUACAAAGUGGAAUCAGCGUCCUAUUUGAGUGUAUAGUCCAAAAUUCACAUUAAAAUGUUGCUUCCAAAGAACAUUCACCGGAAUUUUAUUCUACCUAUAAAAAUGAACAAAUGUUCGAGAUUGAUAGUUUGUAGUCGUAAUUUAAAUACAGAUUCGAAUGCGCAACAUAAAAUCAAAGACAAAUACGAUGUUAUUGUUGCCGGCGGCGGAAUGGUUGGAUGCACUAUGGCUUGCGCUUUAGGAAAGAACUCCAUACUUUCAAAUUUAAAAGUGCUGUUACUGGAGGGCAGUCCCAGUCCGCGGUUUAAUCUAAAGCCGGAAUAUAGCAACCGGGUAGUGGCCUUGAGUCAGAACACAAAGACUUUGAUGACCUCUCUUAAGGCCUGGAGACAUGUGGAGGAUAUGCGUCUGCAGCCUGUACGACAUAUGCAAGUAUGGGAUGCCUGCUCUGAUGCCUUGAUUACAUUCAGCAGUUCCGAGAUCUUAGAUGAUGAUGUGGCAUACAUAGUAGAAAAUGAUGUGUUACAACAUGCUGUAAACACUGAACUGGCUUCUCCUGAAGUGAAGAAUGUAGACAUAGUAUAUGGAGCCAAAAUCUCCGGGUAUGAGUUAGCUAAAAACAAUAAAAUGGAUAGCUUGGUGACAAUGGAGAAUGGAGAUUGUUAUUCCUGCAAAUUAUUGAUCGGCGCGGACGGAGCCAAGUCAGCCGUGCGCGAGGCUAUGGGCGUGCAAUACUUGUCGUGGAGUUACGACCAGAUGGGCGUCGUUGCCACCUUGGAGUUAGCUGAGGAAACUGAAAACACAACAGCAUGGCAGCGGUUCCUCCCCACUGGUCCUGUUGCGUUAUUGCCCCUCAACUCCAGACAGAGCUCCCUCGUGUGGUCCACGAACGUGGAACACGCCAAGCAGUUGCUCCAACUGCCUGAGGAACAGUUCGUCGAUGCGCUGAACGAUGCCUUGUGGAAGCAGUACCCUCGCAGCGGUACCGUAGACACCAUGACAUCCUGGCUAAGCUCGUGCCUGAAGAACCUAGGUCUCCCGGACGGCACAGCCCGGCAAUUACCUCCUUCAGUCCGUGAGAUCGUGCCCAAAUCGCGAGCCGCCUUUCCUCUAGGGUUUGGGCAUAGCACUCGGUACAUCGCUCCCGGUGUCGCACUUAUAGGAGACGCGGCGCACCGCGUGCACCCGCUGGCGGGGCAGGGCGUCAACCUCGGCUUCGGCGACGUGCGCGACCUCGCCGCGUGCCUCUCCGACGCCGUCUACACUGGAUUACAUUUGUGUGACAACUCCUGGCUAGAGAAGUACGAGACGUCCCGCCAACGCCACAACGUGCCGACACAGCUGGCGGUGGACGCGCUGCACCGGCUGUACAGCGUGGAGCUGCCGCCGCUGGUCCUCGCGAGGAGCCUCGGCCUGCAGCUCACCAACGCGCUGCGCCCCGUCAAGAAAAUGAUUAUGUCGCAUGCUACAACGUAAGCGGCCAAAGAAAAGCGUAUCUCAAACGGUGCACGGCAGAAAAGGCUGAUAAAUAUGAUUAAGAAUGGAUGAAGAUUGAAGAGUUCAGAGUCCGCAACAAGCUCGGCCGAAUUUGACCUACCCAUACAAACGGAGUUUCGUUCUCAUUUUAAAACUACGUGUUGGAUUGUAAUGGAACCUCGCACAUACAAUGACACACACACACUUUAUAUAGCUAUAGCUUAUAAAACAAACGAAAUAGAGCAAAAACAAGUUUUAUAUGAAAAACUUAAAACGCUGUAUUUUUUUAACUAUGGUAUCUGAAGCUACAUAAACUAAUUACAGGACUAGAUAUACCUUAUCCUAUUGUAAGUACAAACCUUCAGAUCAAUCUAGCUAGUCGUUUUAAAAUGACAGCGUAACUACCUUUGUAUGGAGGACCGAGCUUGCUUGAUAUUAUAGUUAGAAUAGAAUAGAAGAAAUUUAUUCAGAAAACGCUUAAGUUUAGGGAAUACAUGAGACGACAGAAUCAAUUUAUUAUUAAGCGUCACUGAAAAGGUCUCCACUCAGCUUAAUGUCAAGAUACCACCUAAGGAUCUCGACGUUGGUCUUCCGUGGAAACCGUAGUUUGUACCUGAAGUGGAAGUGUGCAAUUAUUUAAGAACCGGUUGAUGGUAAAAGUAUAACUUUGUUGUUGAGUUUUAUAAUUUUGGUAAUUUUUAUCUAGAAGUUCCCGUUUGUAAUAUAUUAACGUGUUUGUGGAAAAUAAAAUCUUGUGAAAUGUUGAAAA
This is a messenger RNA of Cydia pomonella (codling moth), 2375 nucleotides long. It is a transcript of the gene Coq6, whose product is annotated as ubiquinone biosynthesis monooxygenase COQ6, mitochondrial. Gene Ontology annotation, biological process: ubiquinone biosynthetic process. Bases 185 to 1606 code for a protein of 473 amino acids. The transcript is spliced from 9 exons. NCBI's taxonomy places the organism in Eukaryota, Metazoa, Arthropoda, Insecta, Lepidoptera, Tortricidae. Gene Ontology annotation, cellular component: mitochondrion. The record is from RefSeq and is a predicted model, not a curated record. Gene Ontology annotation, molecular function: oxidoreductase activity, acting on paired donors, with incorporation or reduction of molecular oxygen, NAD(P)H as one donor, and incorporation of one atom of oxygen; FAD binding; 2-octaprenyl-6-methoxyphenol hydroxylase activity.